AAGACACCCCAAGACACCCAAGCUUUUAUAGUGUCAGCUGCGCAAACUGUGUUCGAAUGACCAUUUUCACAACGGACGAUGGCUGUUCUCGACCAAACUCCAGCUCAUUUCGAGUUCGCCACGUUCAAUAGUAUCAAAGUCGGCGCUCAGGGCGCCGCAUCCAGCAAGGCUCCCUUUCUAUUCAUCGUCAAAACCCCUACAUCCGGCGCAUUGUCCCGCUCAACUACCCGAAGUGCUGCGGCGAGCAUCAACAGCCAUGCCCAGCGGUGGGCUCAGGAGGUAGCCACUUCCAAGGCAAUCGGUGGUAGCGACCCUCAACGUCAGACGGAUACACUGCUCUUCGAGAAAUGCUUGACGCGGUGCCGAGUGUCUCGGCUACUGGAUGACCCAAAUAAACCAUCUAAAGGGAGGCGCUCGGCAAAUGCGAAGCAGACAAGUCACACCUCAACAAAGCGGCCCAAGAAACCGAAGCGGGCAGCUUCAGAGGGCCGCAGUGCGAUGACAGAUAAGGACACCUCAACAAGCCCAGAAUCCGAGUCCCGGCGCCAGCGAGAUUCCAGCGAGGACGAAUAUCUCGACAAUGAGGCGAUUCAAUUGCUACUAGGCCCUUCCCCUGGCCCGUCCCAGAAAUCUGUCAUUGAUCCCUUUGAUUGCACAGCUGCCACGAUAGACAGCGAUGUACUGCCCAUCCUCCAAUAUUAUCUUUCUUUUGCUCUCCUCUCCAAACCUCAAAGCGACGACGGCCAAAAACCGCCCGACGCCGCAUUCAUCCAACACUUCUCCAGCAUUGAUGCCAUCAUCCAGGGCUGCAUGAGGAAGAGUGUCCACAUGUACGCCCUCUUAGCAGCUACGGCGAGCCGCAUGAGACGAGUCUCUGGCAUAUCCUUCCGCGCGGGAAAUGGGCCCGAAUUAUACCUACACAAAGCUCUCCAGUGCCUGAGGCUGCUCCUUGACAAUCAGUCCGCGGCCGAAGACCGUCAGAUUAUCCUCGACAUCUAUUACCUAAGCGUAUGCGGCUGGUACAUGGAGAAUUAUGAAGAAUCGAAGACCCACUUCAACAUCCUCAAGCAUUUUUGGAAGACGUUGACUCCUGGGCAGUCCACCCUCGAUCAGUACAUCUAUGAUGUGCUCAGUUACAAUGCAAUCUUCCUGGAAUCUGACGCCACGAAUCUGGCAGGAUCGGUGGUGCUGCCCGAGCUCCUUUGUCCUUCUACGGGGAGUGAAGAGAUCUAUCAAUGCGUUGGCUGGCAUCCUAGCCCAAUCUAUUCGUCCCACUACUGUUCAGCAUUCCCAGGAGCGCUUGAGCAAACGCCAUGCAGCUCUGACCUGAAAAAUGUGGUACAGGAGCUCCCCUCUCUUUUGCGGCUCUUUGACCAUUUUCACCAAAACCCCGACUUUAUCGGUCCUGAGACCGACUGGGUUCUGAGCAAGAGCAAAUUCCUGGUCCUCCACCUAUUGGAAAUCCCCAGCUAUGGCGGCGAGCUCUGCUGUCGUCUAGCCUUGGUGUUGCUGCUCCAAUACAUCUCCCAGUCUACUCUGGCAAAGUUCCGUUGCACCGACGAAUCCAUCUACGCUUCUUCGGCUCCUGCGAAACGCCCGCCGCUUGACCCGGCCUUGAUCACGAAACGCCUCAAACGACAACUCCAAUAUGAGAUCCUCCAGCCUUCGAACGAGAUCUCCUCAGGCGUCGACACCGGCCCGCGAUCUACCAGCGAAACCCACGUGACUUGGACAGGCAAAUCCGACCGCUUGCUCCUGUGGAUCUUGAUCGCCGGGCUCUUUGGGGCGCGCAGCACGGAUCAAAAAGAUGAAUACCGCUGGUUCUGGACCCGCAGCGUGGCAGUGACGCGGGUCCUGAGCAUUGGGACCAUGAGGCUGUUGAAGGAGUUGAUGAAGUCGUUCGUGUGGGUCGAGGGGAUGCUCGACGAUCAGGCGUGGGAGGAGCUCUUUAGGUUGGGUUCGGCGUCCGACGAGAAAGGCGAUGAAUGAAGUGGAUGAGAGGCGUUUUCCUAGGGCACAAAAUCAAGAUUGCUCACGAUUGAUCGAGGGUUGAAGCCGCGCCCUGUUCCAUCCCCACGUUUCUUCCCGGCCUCUUUGACCGGAUGCCUUGGUGGAUCUCCGGCCCGGUUGGA
Messenger RNA from Cladophialophora immunda, 2132 nucleotides. RefSeq lists its product as uncharacterized. The record is from RefSeq and is a predicted model, not a curated record. Bases 79 to 1989 code for a protein of 636 amino acids. NCBI's taxonomy places the organism in Eukaryota, Fungi, Ascomycota, Eurotiomycetes, Chaetothyriales, Herpotrichiellaceae. The transcript has a single exon.